UCCACACUUUUUCACUUUUACUGUCGUUCGUGCUUUCUCUAAGGGAAACGUGAAGAGAACUGCUUUUUAAUCGCUUGGCGCACCUGAUCGACCGACUUCCCUUGCUUCCUCUUUAUCGACUUCCGCUACGCGCAUCGGAUCCGAUCGUCAUAGCAUCUCCCACUAUUGCGCAUUCGCCCCAUCGACUCCGCGACCCGCCUUACAGACGAACAACCUUUGCACAACUCUCGCUACAAUGGCUGAGCGUCCGCAGGAUGAUGGCGCCGCGAGCGCAGCGGUUGAGCCCCUCAAAGAAGAGCCGGAACAACAGGAAAAUACUGCGCCUGUAGACAAGGGUAAAGGUCGCGCUCAAGAUACGGAUGGCGAUGAAGGCAUGGGCAUAGAAGAAGACAUGGAUGAAGAGGCUCGCUUGGCACUUCUUACCACUGUGCGCGACCAAGAUGACCUCGAGCGCGACAUUGGUAGACAAGCCGACCAGAUGCUCACCGAGCGAGAAGAUGAAAGGGAUAACAAGCGCAUACAAAAGGCCUAUGCAGAGAAGCAGAGAAGUGUCGCUCAACUGAAGCGGCUCGAGGACAAACUUGCUGGUCCCGGAGGUUCCACAAUCAAGAACAAAGUGCGUGCAGACAUUGCGGAAAUCAAAGAACGUAUUGCUGGUCUCGACGAAGAAGUCCGGGUGCUCGAGAACCGUAUAACUGAGAGGCACCGGACUGCUAGUGGAGACCACCCUCUUAAGAUCGGCGGGAACGUCCAGCAAGCCAAUGAGACUCGGCGCGACUUCCUUAUCCGAACCGGCAAGAUUACUCCUUUCUCCAAGAUGGCUCAGGUACCAAGGAUAUCCUCGAGCCUAGCAGAUACUAUGUUUGAUGCCGAAGAGGGUGAGAAAGAUUUGGAUGAGGCCCUGGAGCAAACACAACUAGUUGAUGAGGGUCCUCGCUCACAUCGUAACCUCAAGAGGCCUGGCUUUAUGGAUGAAGAAGAGAGCGAUACAGGUGAAGCUGCACCUCCUGCGAAGCAUCCUCCGAAGCGCCGUCGAUUACAAAGCAAGCUGGAUCGUGAAGCUGAGUCGAGUUCCGAUCUUUCCAGCCCUCCUGAAGACGACUCCGACAAAGCUUUUGAACCGGAUAUGGAUGACAAGGAGCUGGCAACCCUGGGUGAGUCCGAAGAAGGGGAGGUCGACGACAUUGAUGAUGAUGAUUUCGACAUAACUACACCUGGUCGCAAGCGCAAAGCGCCCCGAAAGACCAAAGGCAAGACCAAACAGGUCAAAUCUGAAACUACAGAAGAUGAACAGGAAGACCUUACUGGCGUCGAUGAUGGUAAUGAACAGGUCUACCAGGCUCGCCUAAACAGCUGGGUCAAACGUCGUGGCGAAGCCCGCCGCAAGGCUAAAGCCAAGCGCGCGGCUGAAAGUGUUGAUGAAACAGACAAGCCAGUGGAAGAGGAAUCUACCGAAAGCAGAGAAGAGGAAUGGUUUCGUCCACAUCCGACUCGUCCGGAUGCGACAUUUGAAGGUGGAUUCAAGGUCCCUGGCGACAUCUAUCCUUCGCUUUUCGACUAUCAGAAGAUCGGUGUACAAUGGAUGUGGGAACUGUACAGCCAAGAAGUCGGAGGUAUCGUGGGUGAUGAGAUGGGCCUUGGGAAAACCAUCCAAGUCAUAUCAUUCCUUGCAGGCUUACAUUACUCGAAAAAAAUCAACAAGCCCAUUAUCGUGGUCUGCCCGGCCACUGUCAUGAAGCAGUGGGUCAACGAAUUCCAUCAAUGGUGGCCUCCACUUCGAGUGUCAAUUUUACAUUCGUCUGGAAGCGGCAUGAUGGAUGUCAAGCGCGAGAGCCGGAUCGAAGAGGAACUUGAGACACGCCAAUACGACAGUUCAAGAACGAAGCUUACAAAGUCCGAGAAGGCUGCUAAGAAUAUUGUUGACAAGGUCAAGCGGGAUGGCCAUGUACUGGUCACCACUUAUUCCGGUCUUCAGUCUUACGCACGGUUCCUUAUCCCCACCGACUGGGAAUAUGCUGUUCUCGACGAAGGUCAUAAAAUUCGCAACCCUAACGCCGGUAUAACCAUCUACUGCAAGGAACUUCGUACUGCUAACCGCUUGAUUCUUUCCGGUACUCCGAUGCAAAACAACCUUACUGAGCUUUGGUCUCUCUUUGACUUUGUCUUUCCUAUGCGUCUUGGUACGCUUGUCGACUUCCGCAACCAUUUUGAGUUUCCGAUUAAACAAGGUGGUUACGCAAAUGCAUCGACGCUCCAGAUUCAGACUGCUGCGAGAUGCGCAGAGACAUUAAAAGAGACCAUCAGUGGUUAUCUCUUGCAACGCUGCAAGUCAGAUGUCGCCGCUGAUCUUCCAAAGAAGAGUGAACGAGUACUUUUCUGUAAGCUGACAAAAACUCAGAGGGAGGCGUAUGAAGACUUUCUAGAAUCACCAGAGAUGAGGUCAAUUAUGGAUGGUAGGCGCCAAGCUCUCUAUGGCAUCGAUAUCUUGCGGAAAAUUUGCAAUCACCCGGACCUUGUCCAACACAAAACACACCACAUGAAACCGAACUAUGGGAAUGGCACAAAAUCCGGAAAAAUGCAGGUUGUCAAGGCUCUUCUUGAGAUGUGGAUGAAAAACGGUCAUAAGACACUUCUAUUCGCUCAACACCGUAUAAUGCUGGACAUUCUAGAGAAGUUUGUCAAGAAGUUGGGAAACUUCAAUUACAUGCGCAUGGACGGAUCCACGAAUAUCAAGGACCGUCAAGACUUGGUUGACAAAUUCAACAACGACCCAAAUCAGCACGUCUUCUUGCUGACAACAAAAGUCGGUGGUCUUGGAGUUAACCUCACUGGUGCUGAUCGCGUUCUUAUUUACGAUCCUGAUUGGAACCCAUCCACUGAUGUACAAGCUCGUGAGCGUGCUUGGCGCCUUGGUCAAAAGCGCGAGGUUGAAAUAUACCGCCUGAUGACCGCCGGCACGAUCGAAGAAAAGAUAUACCAUCGUCAGAUCUUCAAGCAGUUCCUGACGAACAAGAUCCUGCGCGACCCUACACAGCGGCAGACAUUCCAGCUGAAGGAUCUCCACGAUCUCUUCACGCUCGGUGACGCUGAAAACGGCGAAACGGAAACAGGCACACUCUUCAAGGGCACCGAAACACGUUUCGAUCAGGAGGGCGAGCAGCAGUCUUCAGAAACGACCGAACACAUAACUAACAUUACCGGCAUCUCGCGCGACGAAGCCUACCGCACCUCCGCAGACGAAGCUGCUCCCCCCAAUGACGGCACAGCCAACCAAACAGCCGAAGGAGCCAAAGAUGACCGCCUUCUCAACACCAUUUUCGCGCGCUCUGGUGUCCACGCCGCCGUGUCCCAUGACACCAUCAUUGGCAGCAACUCCCGCAAGCCCAAAGUCGUUGCCGACCCGGAAAUCAUCGCCAGGGAGGCACGCCGUGUCGCUGCCGAGGCAGCACGCGAGCUGCAGCGGUCAGGAGAAGCGGCGAGAGCCGUCCCUAUUGGCACGCCUACUUGGACUGGCAUCGUCGGCACUGCUGGUCGUCCUGAGGAGCAGGUACGCCCGCGCAGCGCCCUCGCCAGCCGCAGAGGCGGCCUUGGCGCCGGCCGAGGCGGACGUGGCGGCGCUGGGCCAUCCUCAUCUUCGGUGCUGGCGAACCUGGCGGCGCGGCAGGGAGGCGGCGGUAGGCGCGGGACGCCGCUCUCAUCGGCUCCCUCGCGUGACUCUCCAUCUGUUUCUCGGCCUGCAGCUGAAGGCGCGGAAUUUUUGGAGGCAAUCAAGAACUUCUUGCGCGUGAAUGGGGGCAUGCGGUCGACGCAGGAGCUGGUCAACCAUUUCAGCCGCCUCUGCGAUACUGCACAACGGGUGGCGAACUUCAAGGAGAUUCUAAAGGAGAUUGCGAUAUUGAAUCGGGGGUCGGGGAGUCGUGGAAGGGGAAAGUGGGUGCUCAGAGAGGAGUACAGGUAGGAUCACAGGAGAACGUAGGGCGUUGUGAUUGACGAGUGACUAGUGGUGAGAGAUUGAGGGAUACCCCAUGAGCGGCGUGGUGCGCAGCCGGUUUGGCCUGGGUUGGGUUUUGUCAUUGUGUACAUUUUUUACUUCCCUCCCUUUUUGUUUUCUUUCUUGCUUUUCAGGAGCAAUCUCUUGCCUUUAUUUUUCAUGCGAUGCGGUCUCAUUGCCCCCUCUCAUCGUCCUCUUUGGACAGAGUUAAUAACCGCACUAUCAGGAUAUGGGCGGGCCUGUUUGUUUGCAUACACACAGGCGUAGACAGAUGCUUAAGAAGGAGCAACUGCGGUGUAGUGUACUGAGCUACACAUGGUAUACCA
This is a messenger RNA of Aplosporella prunicola CBS 121167, 4317 nucleotides long. RefSeq lists its product as uncharacterized. NCBI's taxonomy places the organism in Eukaryota, Fungi, Ascomycota, Dothideomycetes, Botryosphaeriales, Aplosporellaceae. Gene Ontology annotation, cellular component: nucleus. The coding region runs from base 236 to 3958 and encodes 1240 amino acids. The transcript has a single exon. Gene Ontology annotation, molecular function: ATP binding; ATP-dependent chromatin remodeler activity. The record is from RefSeq and is a predicted model, not a curated record. Gene Ontology annotation, biological process: transcription-coupled nucleotide-excision repair.